AUGAGGCUCAAGGAAACGAAAAAACUCUUCACCGCCGUCAAAGUGGGAAAAGUCGAGCUUCAGCACCGAGUGGUGCUUGCUCCUUUGACACGACGACGUGCAGAUGAGACCACAGCAGUCCCGGCGCCCUAUGCUGCAGAAUACUAUGCUCAAAGAGCAUCUUCUGGUGGUCUACUCAUCUCUGAAGGCACCUUCAUCGCUCAUGAGGCCGGUGGGAUGUCGCGUGUACCGGGUAUCUACUCUCAAGAGCAGAUAGCAGCAUGGAAGACGAUAACGGCUGCUGUACAUGCCAAAGGAGGCUUUAUUUUCUGUCAGCUCUGGGCCCUGGGCCGAGUUGCGAACCCGAAGAUUGUUCCCCAUGUCUGGAGCGCCGGUUCUGUGCCCUUCGAUGCGAAGGGUACUGGGUCGGCUGAGCCGCCCGCUAAGUUCACAGUGAUGACAGAAUCUGAUAUUGAUAGAUUCGUGGGACAUUACCGACAAGCUGCUCUCAAUGCCAUCAAGGCAGGCUUUGACGGAGUUGAAAUUCAUGGAGCAAAUGGAUAUCUUAUUGACCAAUUCCUGCAAACCAACAGUAAUAACCGCACGGAUUCGUAUGGAGGUACACUCGAAAACCGUUUCCGCUUUCCAUUGAAAGUCCUCAAUGCUGUCUGUGAGGCAAUCGGCUCUGAUCGCGUUGCAAUUCGCAUGAGCCCCUUUUCGAGAUUCCAAGGCAUGCGUGAGACCGAACCUCUGGCUGUCUUCGCCCCCUGGGCUGAAGCCAUCAUCAAAGCCCAGCCAUCUCUGGCAUUCAUCCAUGCAGUUGAACCUAGGAUCGCAGGAGGAAGUGAUUCUCCUGACAAAAUCUUGGAAGAGAACGAAAAUCUCGCUCCCAUUCGAAAGAUCGUUGGCAGUUCAGAGAUUAAGUUCAUUGUGGCAGGAGGGUAUACACCUGAAACUGCAGUUAUGCAUGCAGCUCAGACCGAUGACCUUGUAGCUUUUGGACGCUUCUUCAUUCCAAACCCUGAUCUACCAGCCCGAAUUCAGAAUGGUUGGCCGCUGACGAAAUACGAUCGUUCGCUAUUCUAUACGCCUGAUGAACACGGCUAUACCGACUAUCCUGCAUACAAGCCGGAGGCAUCAAGACUUUGA
This is a messenger RNA of Fusarium fujikuroi IMI 58289, 1128 nucleotides long. RefSeq names its product probable NADPH2 dehydrogenase chain OYE2. Bases 1 to 1128 code for a protein of 375 amino acids. The transcript has 6 exons. The record is from RefSeq and is a predicted model, not a curated record. Lineage: Eukaryota; Fungi; Ascomycota; Sordariomycetes; Hypocreales; Nectriaceae. Gene Ontology annotation, molecular function: oxidoreductase activity; FMN binding.